This is a messenger RNA of Eucalyptus grandis, 909 nucleotides long. RefSeq lists its product as uncharacterized. The coding region runs from base 1 to 909 and encodes 302 amino acids. The record is from RefSeq and is a predicted model, not a curated record. NCBI's taxonomy places the organism in Eukaryota, Viridiplantae, Streptophyta, Magnoliopsida, Myrtales, Myrtaceae. Gene Ontology annotation, biological process: regulation of transcription by RNA polymerase II. The transcript has a single exon. Gene Ontology annotation, molecular function: DNA-binding transcription factor activity, RNA polymerase II-specific; protein dimerization activity; RNA polymerase II cis-regulatory region sequence-specific DNA binding.
AUGGGUAAGCGCCGGCGAACGGAAAUAGCCGAGAUCGCCGACCCGGCGGCCCGGCUCGUGACCUACUCCAAGAGGCGCAAGGGCCUCUUCAAUAAGGCCUCCCAGCUCUGCCGCCUCUGCGGCGCUCGCGCCGCCGUCCUUGUCUUCUCCCCCUCCGGCAAGCCCUGCUCUUUCGGCGACCCAUCGGCCGAUGAGAUUAUCGGCGACUACCUACGCCACGGCGACUGCGACGGCGACGUGACCCCGCCGAUGAGCCUGACCCAGUGGGCGGACUGGAUGGAAACGGAGUGGGAGGCUUGCGCAACCGAGGAGGACCUCGAGUCCCUGAUCUUGAAGUACGAAGCCGUCCGCGACUGCGCGCGCGAUAAAUUGAAAUCUUUGGAGGAGGAAGCAUCCCAAGUCGGGGUCGGUGGCGGCGAAUCUCGCAUUCUGAGCGCGGAGGAGAUUGAUGCGCUUUUCGAGGGUUUAGGCCAAUGGCCAGCGCUCUCAGAUCUCUUGACGGACGGCGACGGCGACGGCAACGGCGGCGGCGACUGUCUCUUGAUUCCGCCCGAGAACUCGGCCGGCGGCGGCGGAAUUUCCGCAGUGGAGUCCACCCCGGCGCUCUCCGAUCUCGAGGGUCACACAUCUGAUGCUGCCGGCGGUGGAAGUUUUGGAGCGGCGUCGACCCCCACGAGCUCCGAUCUUGAGGAUCAUGGGUUUGAUCCGGACGAGUUGCUGAAUCUAUCGGAGGACGGCGACCUUGAGGAUAAUGCGUUUGACCCGGAUGGGUUCCUGAAUCUGUUGGAGGACGGCGAGGUGGACGGCGGCCGGAAAGGUCCCUUGAUUUCGCCGGAGGACUCAGCUGUCGGCGGUGGAUACGAUGCCGACGACUUCUUUGGACUUGGAGAUCUGGAUGUCCUGCUGUGA